AUGUCUAACCCCGUCAACGGCCCAGACAUGGAAGGCCGCCGCCCCCCCUGGGGCCCCCAAGGCAUGCCCCUCCCGCGCUGGGGCGAGCCCUACAUCCCGCACGCCGGCUACGGCGCCCCAUCCCCGGCACCCUACGGAACGUACUACUAUCCCGCCACCACAACAUCCUACCAGCCCUACCCGGGCUCAACCGCCUACGCCUGGCCCGGCGCCGGCAUGCAGCAACAAGGAAGCCAUUACCCAGGAACAUACCCCCUCCAACCAGGCGGCCAAGCAACCUUUACCCCGCGCACAGCAACCGCCCUCCCGACCCUCGACCCACGCAACCCAGCAGCGCACCUCUCCAACUCGACAGGCGGAACGGGCUGCGAACCAGGCUACAACUACUUCUUCCCCGCCGCCCACACAAAAAUCCACGUCUUCCGGACGAGCACGCCGCCGUGGCAGCUGCCCCUCAACGCGCGGAUCCAGUUCUCCGCCUUUCACGUCCCCGUGAACACGACGCUCGCGGAGGUGUUGAAGGGGUUCGGGGCGACGAACCCGAACCCGAAGAAGAAUAAGUGCUUCGAGAUCGUGCAGGCCGGGAAUGGACGGUGGUAUAAGGGGUUGUGUUUCUCGGGGGACGAUAAGGAGAUGAUGAAGAAGAGUGUGAAGGAGGUUGGGUGGGACGGGGAACGGAGUGGGAUGCCGGGGGGGAAGCCUGUUGUUUGUGUUUGGCUUGUUAAGGAUUGA
This is a messenger RNA of Colletotrichum tamarilloi, 732 nucleotides long. RefSeq lists its product as uncharacterized. NCBI's taxonomy places the organism in Eukaryota, Fungi, Ascomycota, Sordariomycetes, Glomerellales, Glomerellaceae. The coding region runs from base 1 to 732 and encodes 243 amino acids. The record is from RefSeq and is a predicted model, not a curated record. The transcript has a single exon.